Molecule: messenger RNA, 2972 nt
Organism: Macadamia integrifolia
Lineage: Eukaryota; Viridiplantae; Streptophyta; Magnoliopsida; Proteales; Proteaceae
Product: respiratory burst oxidase homolog protein B
Exons: 12
Coding region: 72-2765 (897 amino acids)
Cellular component (GO): plasma membrane
Molecular function (GO): NAD(P)H oxidase H2O2-forming activity; peroxidase activity; calcium ion binding
Source: RefSeq, a predicted model, not a curated record
CCUCUUCCAACCAAACAACACACACACUCUCUCUCUCUCUAGAUACAUUCACCCAUUUCGGAUAGCCGGAAAUGGGAGGAGAGAACCAGUCGGACCAGGGUUCCGAGUCAGAAAGCAUAGGAAGCGGACGAGUUGGGUUCAGUGGACCUCUAAGUGGUCCAUUAAGUAGCAGCAGUAGUUAUAACAAGAGAAGUAGUGGAAGCAAGCGAAGCACAAAGCUGAUGAGAGAAGAAGAGUCCUACGUUGAGAUAACAUUAGACGUCCGAGAUGACUCGGUCUCCAUACACGACAUCAAAGGAGGAGGUGGCGACCCAGAAGCCGCUCUCCUGGCUCGCCGACUCGAGAGACGAGCUUCUUCUCUGGGCUCUCAAUUGUCUUUCCGGUUCAGGCAAGUUUCUCAAGAACUCAAGCGCAUGGCUUCUUUAAAGACGUUCAAUAAGGUCGACCGCAGCAAGUCUGGAGCCACCCGAGCCCUUCGAGGGCUCAAGUUUAUGACUAAGAAUGCUGGGACCGAAGCUUGGAACGAGGUGGAAUCGCGGUUCGACGAAUUAGGCAUUGAAGGAAAGCUUCCCAGAUCGCGAUUUGGUCGAUGCAUUGGAUUGAGUACAAACGAGUCGGACGAGUUUGUGAAUGAGUUGUUCGACGCGUUGGCCAGAAAGAGAGGGAUAGACUCUUUGUCGGUGACGAAGGCUGAGCUUCGCGAGUUCUGGGAGCAAAUUACUGAUCAAAGCUUCGAUGCCCGGCUCCAAACCUUCUUUGACAUGGUGGACAAGAACGCAGAUGGGCGUAUCACUGAAGAAGAAGUCAAAGAGAUCAUUAAGCUGAGUGCUUCUGCUAACAAAUUGUCAAAGAUCCAUGAAAGAGCAGAUGAAUACACAGCUCUCAUCAUGGAAGAGUUGGAUCCAGACAACCUUGGAUAUAUUGAGCUCUACAACCUGGAGAUGCUUCUAUUACAAGGGCCAAGCCAAUCUACAAACCUAGCCACCAACAGUCGCAACCUGAGCCAACUCUUGAGCCAGAAACUGGUUCCAACCAAAGAACCAAACCCGGUCAAGAGAUGCUCCAGAGGGGUUGGCUACUUCCUAGAGGAUAACUGGAAGAGGGUUUGGGUGAUUGCCCUCUGGCUUUCCAUAUGUGUGGCUCUCUUUACCUGGAAAUUUAUUCAGUAUAGGCAUAGAGCUGUGUUUCAUGUCAUGGGCUAUUGUGUUACCACAGCUAAGGGUGCAGCUGAGACUCUUAAGUUCAACAUGGCUGUCAUUCUUCUUCCUGUCUGUAGAAACACCAUUACUUGGUUGAGGAGUAGGACCAAGCUUGGAGUCGUUCUCCCCUUCGAUGACAACAUCAAUUUUCACAAGGUAAUCGCUGUUGGGAUUGCAAUAGGAGUAGGGCUCCACGCAGGUGCACAUUUGACCUGUGAUUUCCCAAGGCUUCUACAUGCAACAGAUGAGGAGUAUGAACCAAUGAAGCCUUUCUUUGGUGAAGAACGUCCACCAAACUAUUGGUGGUUUGUUAAAGGCACAGAGGGUUGGACCGGAGUGGUUAUGGUUGUAUUAAUGGUCAUUUCAUACACAUUGGCCCAACCAUGGUUUCGUAGAAACCGGCUCAACCUCCCCAAACCAAUUAAAAAGCUCACAGGCUUUAAUGCCUUCUGGUAUUCUCAUCACUUAUUUGUGAUUGUCUACAUCCUCUUCAUCAUCCAUGGCUACUUUCUCUACCUCAGCAAGAAAUGGUACAAAAAAACGACAUGGAUGUAUCUUGUUGUGCCAAUGGUUCUAUAUGCGUGCGAGCGAUUGAUUCGUGCUUUAAGGUCUGGGUAUAAGACUGUGAACAUUUUGAAGGUUGCGGUAUACCCCGGAAAUGUAUUGGCUCUCAAAAUGACCAAACCCAAUGGAUUUAAAUAUAGCAGUGGGCAGUAUAUCUUCCUCAAUUGUUCUGCUGUUUCUUCUGUUCAAUGGCAUCCUUUUUCAAUAACAUCAGCUCCUGGAGAUGAUUACUUGAGCAUCCAUAUUCGCAUCUUGGGUGACUGGACAUCAAAGCUCAGAUCUGUCUUCUCUAAGGUAUGCCAACCUCCAACUGGGGAUCAAAGUGGCCUCCUAAGAGCUGAUAUCAAGCAAGGGGAGAGGAACCAAAGGUUGCCAAGGCUGCUUAUCGAUGGCCCAUAUGGAGCUCCUGCACAAGAUUAUAAGGAAUAUGAAGUCCUCCUCCUAGUUGGGCUUGGGAUUGGAGCAACACCAUUGAUCAGUAUAGUUAAGGAUGUCUUGAACAACAUAAAGCAACAGAAGGAGAUGACAGAGAAAGGAAGUGUAGAGAGUGGAGGAGAAGUUAAGGCAAACCAGGAGAGAUCUUUUAGGACUAGCAGAGCCUACUUCUAUUGGGUGACAAGAGAACAAGGCUCAUUUGAGUGGUUUAGAGGAGUAAUGAAUGAAGUAGCUGAGUAUGACAGAGAUGGGGUUAUUGAGCUUCAUAACUACUGCACCAGUGUGUAUGAGGAAGGUGAUGCUCGGUCUGCACUCAUAGCAAUGCUACAAUCACUACACCAUGCCAAGAAUGGUGUAGACAUUGUGUCUGGGACACCAGUUAAGACUCAUUUUGCUAGACCCAAUUGGCGAAGUGUCUUCAAACAUGUAGCCAUUAACCACCCUAAUCAACGCGUUGGGGUGUUCUAUUGCGGUGCUCCUGGUUUGACUGGGGACUUACGAUGGCUAGCACAAGACUUUUCCCGAAAGACUACAACAAAGUUUGAUUUCCACAAGGAGAAUUUCUAAGCAUUGUCUUGUUGGUCUCUUACCUAUUUGUUUAAAAAAUAUAAUAUUUUUUUGAAUUAUAAAUUAUGUGUAACUUUUUUUUUUUUGAGUAUAGUUCAUCAUUCUUAUAAUUUUUUUCCUUCCUAAAAAUACCACCAAUUUUGAAUGUAUCUCUUUUCGAUCAUACAUAUGAGUUAUAGCAAAAUUAUGAUAUGAUUGCCUUUUUUU